Oryza brachyantha (malo sina) is the source of this 3441-nucleotide messenger RNA. RefSeq names its product phosphatidate phosphatase PAH1. Gene Ontology annotation, molecular function: phosphatidate phosphatase activity. Lineage: Eukaryota; Viridiplantae; Streptophyta; Magnoliopsida; Poales; Poaceae. Bases 85 to 3009 code for a protein of 974 amino acids. The record is from RefSeq and is a predicted model, not a curated record. The transcript is spliced from 10 exons.
UUUGUUCGGAGGAGAAUUUGAGGGGGGUUCCAGGGUGAACCCCCAUGCCCGACGUCGGCGUGGUGAUCGAAGGAUACCGCAGAGAUGAACGUGGUUGGGCGGGUGGGGUCGCUGAUCUCGCAGGGCGUGUACUCCGUCGCGACGCCGUUCCACCCUUUCGGCGGCGCGGUCGACAUAAUCGCGGUCGAGCAGCCUGACGGCUCGUACCGCAGCACGCCCUGGUACGUGCGGUUCGGCAAGUUCCAGGGCGUUCUCAAGGGUGCGGAGAAGGUUGUCACCAUCACCGUCAAUGGCGUGGACGCGAACUUCCACAUGCUGCUUGACAACUCUGGCCAAGCCUACUUCAUGCGGGAGCUUGUGCCUGGCAGCGAAAAUCCUGGAACUAGUUCAGAGGAAGAAGAAGCUAGCAGUGGACCUGAACCUCCGGUGAGGAGUAAGAGCGACGGGGAUCUGUACAUGGGGACGAAAGACAGGCCGGGUAGUCCGGAGUUGAAUGUAGAGCGUCAGGAGAAGCAACCUUUAGAGGAGUUUGAUUCAUACAGUUAUAGCAGGUUGGAGGUAGAGGAAGAUUCAGAAAAGCAACCUGAUGGGGGCAAUUCAGAGAUGGUUUUGGUUAGUGUGGAUGGGCAUGUUCUCACCGCCCCCAUCUCUUCAACGGAGGAGAAUAUGGAGGAUGUGCAGCUAAGUGACCCUCAGUUUCAUUUGGGACCUGGGGAGAGUUCAAGUGGUGACUUCAGCCGCAGUGGCGAGGUGUGGGAAGCUGGCAUUGUGGGUGAUUUAUACAUACAACAGGAAAAGGUUAAGUUUGAUUCUGGAAAUCAACAAGAGGCUUUGGAGGAUCUUUGUGAUGUACCAAUUGAGAAGGAUAAGUCACAUAAUGUCCCAGUUAAUGAAGAUGGAGUGCUCCAUGCCUCAGUUAGUGAAGAUCUGGCUAGUGUGUUGACCAAUGAAGACGAGCCUCUAGUUGUCCCAGAAUCGGGGAAUAAUGAUGACAAUUAUCAACCCUUGAUCAAUCUAGAUGAGGCUUAUGACAUCUUAGAGAACAAAGAUGAGGGUUGUCAACCUCCUAACCAAGAUGAGGUUCGCGAUGACUCUAAGAAGAACAAUGAUGAGGGGUAUCAGCCCUUGGCCACUGAAGAUGAGGCUUGCGAUGUUCCACUGCUUGAGAAUGAUGAGACUUGCCAUGUUCCACUGCUCGAGAAUGACGAGGCUUGCAAGGUGCCAGCUAGUGUAGGCAAGGUUUGUGAUGUCAGCUAUGAGGACACUGAGUUUGAAAUGGCCAGUCCUAGUUUUGGCAAAUAUGAUACAUUUAAAAGUUGCUUAGACCUGUCAUCACAGAUAGAUGACGGAGAUUCGGGAACUGAACCAUUUUCUCCUGAAUUUGAUCAUCAAAGGGAUUCUGAACUUAGUCUGAGUAAUCGUUCUGUUGUUGACAUCGAUCUGGAGGAAGAUAUAUGUAAAACUACCCACUUUGAUCGAAAUGGUCCGUUACAGUAUCUAGAGGAGGAAAUGGGUGUAUCAGCCGAUACUUCAGAUGAUAAAACAGAAAACGAGGACAGUUCUGCCCACCGUGGCAAGGAAUCUGACAUGUCCUGUGUAGAAGGUUCUAAUGGCAAGACCAAGGAGAUGGUGUCUUCUGAAAAUGAAGCUGAUAAGCUUGAUGGUUUAUAUUCAUCCAUCGGAACCAGUGACAAAGACAAAUUAGGUAGCAUUCCAGAGAAUUCAGCAGCUGAAGAGGAACUAAAUAAAGAAGAGCAUCCCAAAUUACACAAGGGCUUGGGGUUCGAAAUUUCUCUUUGUGGGCACAUACUACGGCCAGGAAUGGGUGAAGCAUCAGCUGAAGAAGUUUUCCAACAACAUCUUGUUCUUGAGGAUGAUCUCAAGUUAUCGGGAUCAUCAAUUAUGAGAAAUGCAAACCUUGUUGUCAAAUUUGAUAGUAAAUAUUUCCUAUGGAGUAAAAUUUCUCAUAUUGUUCUUGGGAAGGCUGUGUUUGGUCCGAACUUCUGCACAGAACAUAUUGAUGCUAUUCUGGUUGAACACCAAGAAACACCUAGUUCAAGAGACUCUCUUGGGCUGUCUCCCUCAAGCAGGAGAUGGAGGCUUUGGCCCAUUCCAUUUAGGAUAUCAAGAUCCCUUCAGCGCAGUAAUAGUGAUUCAUCCGAGGACAUCUUUCUUGAUACAGAGACUGUCUUGAGUCCAAUGGAUGAGCAAGCUCCAGAGAACAAUAUAAACCAGUCACCAAGAAAACAAUUUGUCCGAACUUUAAUUCCCACCAGUGAACAGGUGGCAUCAUUAAAUCUGAAGGAGGGCCAAAACAUUGUAACUUUUAGCUUCUCCACCAGAGUUCUUGGGAAACAACAGGUUGAGGCUCACAUUUACUUGUGGAAAUGGAAUGCUAAAAUUGUCAUAUCUGAUGUGGAUGGAACGAUCACAAGGUCUGAUGUGCUGGGCCAGGUCAUGCCUUUAGUUGGACGAGAUUGGAGUCAGUCUGGUGUUGCUCGUCUUUUUUCUGCAAUAAAGGAAAACGGUUAUCAACUAUUAUUCCUCAGUGCUAGAGCUAUUGUUCAGGCAUAUCUGACCAAAAACUUUCUAUUCAAUCUAAAACAGGAUGGAAAGGUAUUGCCUAAUGGACCUGUUGUGAUUUCACCUGAUGGUUUAUUUCCGUCACUAUACCGGGAAGUUAUACGAAGAGCACCACAUGAGUUUAAGAUUGCAUGUCUGGAGGACAUUAAAGCACUUUUCCCUUCUGAUUACAAUCCAUUUUAUGCUGGAUUUGGCAACCGAGAUACAGAUGAGCUUAGUUAUAAAAAGAUGGGAAUUCCAAAAGGGAAAAUCUUUAUCAUCAACCCGAAGGGAGAAGUAGCCAUAAACAGUUCUGUCGACGUGAAGUCCUAUACCUCCUUACAUACGCUUGUCCAUGAUAUGUUCCCUCCAACCACUCUUGUUGAGCAGGAAGACUACAAUUCCUGGAAUUACUGGAGGAUGCCAUUGCCAGAUGUUGAUCUGUAGUGUAGUUUUAACAAACACAGAAGUAGAUACCACUAGAUUCUGCGUCAGCAUAACAAUCAAGUUCGUGUACACUAAUUCUCAACGGUACGGUGGAGUUCUGUCCAAUCUGUAAAGCAUCUCAGGAGUUUCCAAAUUUAUGGUUUUGAUCUCCAACGCAAAGGUUGCCAUUUUAUUUGCUUUGACGAAGCUCUCAGGAUCAUACAUCUUUUAGGAAGUGAUCUGAUACUCUUCGUCGAACUAAAUGGCCUGAGCUUGCUAGCUUUCCAAAUUGUAUCAGUAGCUGCUAGCCAGCAAUUUUUUUUUCCUUUUUUCUUGUAGCUGCAGCUACCUUUUGAUUAGAUUACUCCUGGUUGAUGGAAGCAACAGGCAACCUAAACAGUCAAAACACGUUGUAUGUUGUACAAGAGAAAACACUAUACAUUUUCUACCCCA